Molecule: messenger RNA, 3529 nt
Organism: Syngnathoides biaculeatus (alligator pipefish)
Lineage: Eukaryota; Metazoa; Chordata; Actinopteri; Syngnathiformes; Syngnathidae
Product: lysine-specific histone demethylase 2
Exons: 21
Coding region: 138-2642 (834 amino acids)
Molecular function (GO): oxidoreductase activity; zinc ion binding; protein binding
Source: RefSeq, a predicted model, not a curated record
AGCGACAACAUCGUGGUUUGUUUGUCACCAUUAAAAAAAAAAAAAAAAAAAAAAGGCGACGAGAGGGGAACUUCGAAGGGUGAGACAAGAACUCAAAUCAUCAAUUUUGAUCGAGAAACGAGAAAAGGUCCAACAAGAUGUUGUCGGACGCAGACUACCCGGGGAACGGCUCCGGUGCCCGGCGAGCCAAGAGGAGGAGCUCCGGGGAGUCGCCGGCCGACGGCCAGGCCCUGCGCUCGUCCGGGAGGCAGACCAACGUCCGGGUCAAGCGGGCCAACAACCCUCCUCCUGGACAGAGCAAAAGGAAAGCGACGGACACGGAAGAGGAAGACGACCAGUCGGAGAAGAAAUACAGAAAAUGUGAGAAGGCGGGCUGCUCGGCCACGUACCCCGUCUGUUUUGCGAGCGCUUCCGAAAGAUGUGCUAAAAAUGGAUACACGUCUCGCUGGUACCACCUUUCGUGCGGCGAGCACUUUUGCAACGAGUGCUUCGAUCACUACUACCGAAGUCACAAAGACGGCUACGAGACGUACGCGGCGUGGAAGAAAGCGUGGACGAGCAACGGCAAAACCGAGCCCAGUCUCAAGGCCUUCAUGGCAGACCAGCAGCUUCCCUACUGGGUGCAGUGCAAUAAGGCCGACUGCAGCAGGUGGCGCCAGCUGACCAAGGAGAUCCUGCUGACGCCCUCGCUGGCGGCCACGUUCCGCUGCGGCACGAAGCUCGACAACGUCAAGAGCGAAGGCCCGGACCAGUGCUCCCAGCCAGAAGACCUGAGGGUGGCGGAGGUGACGGACAGCUGGUGGCACUCGAUGCUCAUCCUGCCGCCGCUGUUCAAAGACAGCCCGGCCGCGCCCUUCCUGGCCGCCUACUACCCCGACUGCGUGGGGAUGAGUCCGUCCGGCUCUCCCGGCGGCGCGGCGCUGAGCGAGCUGAGGGCCGACCACCGCAGAGCCGUCCGGCCCCAGAUCGCAGGCCUGUGUCCGUACUUCCAGCCCUUCUACCAGCCCAACGAGUGCGGCAAGGCUCUGUGCGUCAGGCCCGACAUGAUGGAGUUGGACGAGCUUUACGAAUUCCCCGAAUUUUCCCGCGAUCCCACCAUGUACCUGGCGUUGCGCAACCUCAUUCUGGCCUCGUGGCACAAAAACUGCAAGGAGGUGCUGACGGUGGAGAAGUGCGUCACGCAGGUGGUGGUGCGGGGGCUGGUGAGGGUGCGCUGCGUCCAGGAGAUGGAGCGCGUGCUGCACUUCAUGACCAGGAAGGGCCUCGUCAACACGGGCGCGCUGGCGGUCCAGCGCCCGCUGCUGCCCGAGAGGCAUCGCCCGAGGAACGUCAUCGUGAUCGGCGCGGGGGCUUCGGGGCUCGCCGCUGCACGCCAGCUGCACAACUUUGGCGCUCAGGUGCUGGUGUUGGAGGCCCGCGAGAGGAUCGGCGGCCGCGUGUGGGACGACACGGCGCUGGGCGUCGUGGUGGGGCGGGGGGCUCAGAUCGUCAACGGCUGCGUCAACAACCCCGUCGCCCUCAUGUGUGAGCAGAUGGGCGUCCGCAUGCACAAGCUGGGGGAGCGCUGCGACCUGAUUCAGGAGGGCGGGCGGGCCACCGACCCCGCCAUCGACAAGCGCAUGGACUUCCACUUCAACGCCAUUCUGGACGUGGUGUCGGAGUGGCGGAAGGACAAGUCGCAGAUCCAGGACACGCCGCUCGGAGAAAAAGUGCAGGAGCUUAAGAAGAACUUUCUUCAGGAGUCCGGCAUCCAGUUCAGCGAGCUGGAGGAAAAAGUGCUUCAGUUUCACCUCAGCAACUUGGAGUACGCCUGCGGCAGCUCCUUAAGCCAGGUUUCUGCGAGGUCCUGGGACCACAACGAGUUCUUCGCGCAGUUCUCAGGAGACCACACGUUGCUCACCAAGGGCUACGCCGCGCUGCUCCACAAACUAGCCGAGGGCCUCGACAUCCGCAAAAAGUGCCCGGUGAAGUCUGUGGACUACUCAGGCGAUGUCGUCAGAGUGACUUGCUCCAACGGCUCGCAGUGGACAGCGAAAAAGGUUUUGGUGACGGUGCCGCUGACCUUGCUGCAGAAGAACUUCAUCCAGUUUGUGCCGCCGCUUCCGGACAGGAAAAUGAAAGCCAUCCACAGUUUGGGAGCCGGCAUCAUCGAGAAGAUCGCACUGAAGUUCCCGUUCAGAUUCUGGGACAAGAAGAUCCAGGGGGCGGACUACUUCGGUCACAUCCCGCCGACUCCCGACAAGCGAGGCAUGUUCACCGUCUUCUACGACAUGGACCCGCAGGGCAAGCAGGCCGUGCUCAUGUCCGUCAUCGCCGGGGACGCCGUCGCCGCCGUGCGGGACAUGCAGGACAAGGACGUCGCCGCCGAGUGCGUCAAGGUGCUGCGGGAACUCUUCAAGGAGCAGGAGGUUCCGGAACCCCUGCACUUCUUGGUCACACGCUGGAGCAAAGACGCCUGGUCGCAGAUGUCCUACAGCUUCGUGAAGAUGGGCGGCAGCGGCGAGGCGUACGACGUCAUCGCCGAGGACGUCCAGGGAAAAUUGUUCUUCGCCGGCGAGGCCACCAACCGACACUUCCCUCAGACCGUGACCGGCGCCUACCUGAGCGGGGUCCGAGAAGCCAGCAAGAUGGCCGCCGUCUGAGAUUUGCGCGGGCGCGCUCCCGACCGGCCGGCACGGACGACACGGGUCGAAAAGGCCGCCCGACCGCGUCACGCGCAGACAAACGCAAACGGCGCGUCGGUCGGCCACCAUCCGAAGGGCUUCAAAGAAACUCUGCCGCCGAAUCCCAACACGUCGUCAAGAAAGCUGCCCGGGCUCGGCCCGAAAACGUGGUUCGACUCACCGUUAGGGCUCACCAGAGUGGUUGUUUCAAGUUGUUUGUUUGUGUCUACCCAGCGUUUAUUACGACUGGUGUCGUCUUUUUGUGUCUAGAAGUCACAAGUAAAACGUUUUGGGGUUGGUUUGGUGGGAGGCCUGUUGGAGCCACAGCAGGAGCGAGUGAUACGACGUCAACGGCAAACUCCUCACACACGCAAAAGAAUAUUGCGCUUUGGGCGGAAAUUUCAGUAGUAAUAUGACAGACUUUUUACUUUCUCAGGGAUGACAUCAGGACAGGCAGUAAUUCACGUGUUUAGCAAAAAAAAAAAAAAAAAAGAUCAAUGUUAUCCAUCGUGUCAUCUCCGAGUGAUGAUUUCAAAGUUGGUCAACCGCACAACAAGAUCGCCGUCCCUGAUGUUUGUCCAAUGUUCUCAUUUUUUCGCACCCCCCGUGUGCGACAUUUGUAGAAAAUAUCUUGGUCACACGUCUUGGCGCUUAGUAUUUAUCUGCACGUGAAAUAAAUCUUUCUGCAAAAUGCCGUGAGUCUUGUUGCGAGUGUUGAGGUCGCCAACAAAUUACAAAAUAGUUGAACGAUAAUGUUUAGCCACUAUAAAAUGUGGACUGUGGGGAAAAAAAAAAAAAAAAUUCCCGAGUUAAAUAAAGUACUGGUGGUAGUAGAAUGAAACAAGUAAAUUGACAUGUUUACUGGA